CAUCUCCAGGCUCUCCGUGGCGAUGGCCGAGGCUGGUGGCGACGAUGGGUCCAAGGGACCUCGUCGUCAUCGCUGAGAAAGGACAGGUAGUUUGUAGAGACUUCCUGCACUCAAGGCAUCUUUGUCAGAAAUUUCCUCUUGCAACUACGCCCCAUGAAAGAUACUGCGAGCUGUGCUACUGCUAUGUAUGCGAUUCAGCUGCCCCUGUAAGAAGUGGUCCAAUAAAGGCCAUUGUGAUGCCACAGAGCACGACCAAAGGUGGAAGUCAAAGAGGCAGAAGAAAUCGAGGAAAAAGAGGGAAGGAUAAAUGGUACUGGGGUUGACUCUCUAUAUUGUCUGUUUUCUUGCUAGU
Messenger RNA from Syzygium oleosum, 352 nucleotides. RefSeq names its product RPM1 interacting protein 13-like. The transcript has 3 exons. The record is from RefSeq and is a predicted model, not a curated record. The coding region runs from base 45 to 323 and encodes 92 amino acids. NCBI's taxonomy places the organism in Eukaryota, Viridiplantae, Streptophyta, Magnoliopsida, Myrtales, Myrtaceae.